This is a messenger RNA of Xenopus tropicalis (tropical clawed frog), 820 nucleotides long. It is a transcript of the gene c9h2orf76, whose product is annotated as chromosome 9 C2orf76 homolog. The transcript has 5 exons. The record is from RefSeq and is a predicted model, not a curated record. NCBI's taxonomy places the organism in Eukaryota, Metazoa, Chordata, Amphibia, Anura, Pipidae. The coding region runs from base 273 to 602 and encodes 109 amino acids.
AUAGCGGAACGAUGCGCAGUAACAGCUAUAACACUGUAUCCGCUCUAUUCUGGGUUAAACUGCGACUUCCUGCCAUUUGGAACGCACAGCCUACUUGGCGCUGAGCCGCAGACCCGGACACACUUCCGGCACUCUCCAAGCCCGCCCACUCCGAACAGCCCCUCAGGAAAGAUUUGUCCCUCUUUGCGAUUCGUACUGCAAGGAGGCCAAGAAGUCAGUAUAAUUAACCCGUUCUUGUAUUAACGUGAAAUGCUUCAAACUGUUUGUUUCCCAUGAUGCCCGGCGGCGCGACUGUCACGGUGCGUUUGGUUCGUUCCUUUGAGCAUCGGAACUUCCGGCCGGUGGUUUAUCAUGGAGUGAAUCUGGAUCAGACGGUGCGGGAGUUCAUUGUGCAGAUUAAUGAGGAUACCCUGAAGAUUAUCCACCAGCCCCAUGGGGCCAAGACUAAUGAACUGGUGGUGGGACUGGAGGACGACGAGAGGCUGAUCCUGGCGCCAGGGGGCACCCUGAGAGAGGCGGGUGUGGCCCACGAGACGGAGCUGGCCUUCUUCUGCCACAAGGACUAUCAGACCUACAAGGCAAAUCCAGUCUCCAAGUGGUGACAUCUGCCCGGAUCCCCCAGCGCCACCUUCUGCCCGGGGCAGUUCUCUCAUAUGGGUCUGAGCUACAGAGGAGGGGGAGGGGCUACAGGUUAUAUUUGCCCCCCCCCCCCCCCCGGCCCCUCACUCACCGGAGUGCACGCUCAGGGCAAGGAGUGGGCCUCAAGUGCUAUUGGCCCAGAAUAUCUCAAUGGGGGUCCCAAUAAAGCAGCUUCCUCCUG